UGUCCCGGAGCAGGUGGUGUUGAGAGGGGUUUGUCCCUUGUGUGGGGUAAACCCCCUGCUCCGUUCCUUUUUAAACCAGUAGUACUCUUCUGCCCUAAAAUAAUCACUUUGAUCCCCAAACUAAGCUGAGAGCUCUGCCUUAUCGAUGGCGACAAGGCAAAACCUUACCGUGUCGUACGUUUGAGUACCAGGACGCUCUUGCUGUCUUUCAGGGGGCCGGCUGACCGGUACCACGAUGAAAGAAGUAGAAAUAAGGAGGCUCUUUGCUGCCAACCUGCUGUGUGUGUUCUCGGUUAUUCUGACAGCGGUUGUUCCGGCUCUCCUCUGGGAUGGAUUCACGGUCUUGGGAACGCACCUUGUGUGGCUGUGUAUUUGUUCUGUUUGCGUUGGUACCGUUAAUGUAAUCUUGCACUUAGUCCUUAAGCCAAAUCGUUCUCCUAAGAGAAGUUCGCUUGCUCACAAGAUAUCCAGAUUUCUAAAAUGCUGUAUAUACUUUUUCAUGUCUUGCAUAGUAUUUCAUGCCAUUAUUGUUCUCUAUGGAGCACCUCUCCUAGGGUCAGUGACUGAGACAUUUUUGUUUUCAGUUCUCCUCUCUACCUUUACAACUUUACAAUGCUUGUGCAUGCUGGGACCAAACAUCCAAGCGUGGAUACGGGUAUUUAGUAAAAAUGGAGCUAUGUCCAUCUGGGAAAGCAGUUUGCAAAUUACUACUGUGUGCAGUAUACUUGGAGCUUGGUUUGGAGCAUUCCCUAUUCCUCUUGAUUGGGAUCGGCCUUGGCAGGUAUGGCCCAUUUCCUGUUCCUUCGGAGCUACCUUUGGCUAUGUGGCUGGUCUGAUUAUUGCACCUCUGUGGAUACACUGGAACCGGAAGCAGCUUACAUACAAAAGCAGAUAACUGGAGCAAAGAGAGACAAGAUAUGGGCUUCUCUUUCAUGUCAUUCAGUCUUGCCAGAGUUUUUGGGUCAUCACGAAGAUCAAUCUAGCAAGAAAGAGAGCAGUCAUGUUGGAAUCCUUUUUCAAAACUAAAGUCAGCAGGCUAUAUAAUACCCUCUUUUAGAAGCAGAAGCAUUUAUUUAAUGGAGUAUUAUGUGUAUAUAAAUGGAGUCAUGCAUGAUUCAGAUCAUGGACCCUUCCUGAUCAAAAAAGCCUGAAAAUUUAAGCUUGUGAACUACCACCUUUAAUCCAGAAGGAACAAAUGUAUGUUCUGUAAUGCAGCUCUUUGAUUAGAUGUGAUCAUUUUGGAAUGCCAGAAGGUACAUCCAGCAGUGGCAGGCUUAACCCAAAGGUAAUAUCAACAUGUGGAUCACUUUGUAAUUGAAGCCCAGUUGACUGGUUACAAGAAGCAGGAGGAAAUUGUCUCAUUUCUUCCUUUGCUCCUUUGCUUCAGCAAAUACUGUAUAUGACCAACAACUGUAGACCCAUGUACAUGGGUAUAAAUAGACAAGUUUAUUCCUUAAAUCCUCUGACUUUCCAGAAAGUCCCAAGGAGAGAUGGAGCAAUUUUGCCACUCUGUUUCCAGUGAAUAUAUCUUAACAAAAUGCAGGUAGCCCAUUAGAGAACACCACAAAUCUAGGUUUUUCUGCCACUUGCUAGGGUUGUUCUUCCACAGCCAGAAGCCUGUUGGUCCUGAAUUUCCAGCCCAAAGAAAAGGCACCAUAUAGUGAUCUGAAUUGUUUAAAUAAAGUAGAACAGAACCAGAUAUACCUGUGUUCCUACUAGUAAAAAGGGAACAUUAGGUGCAUAUUCCUUCAACUCUGGUACCCACUCUUCCUUCACAUUUUGAAAUGAAGCAGGGUUUACCACUGAGAAGCAGAUAAGGAAGACAUCGGUCAUAGGAUAAGAUAAAGGUCUCAGACGAUCAUAGUCUUC
This is a messenger RNA of Melopsittacus undulatus (budgerigar), 1869 nucleotides long. RefSeq names its product phosphatidylinositol glycan anchor biosynthesis class F (gene PIGF). The record is from RefSeq and is a predicted model, not a curated record. Gene Ontology annotation, cellular component: endoplasmic reticulum membrane. The coding region runs from base 236 to 895 and encodes 219 amino acids. NCBI's taxonomy places the organism in Eukaryota, Metazoa, Chordata, Aves, Psittaciformes, Psittaculidae. Gene Ontology annotation, biological process: GPI anchor biosynthetic process. The transcript has 6 exons.